AUGGGGAGGGUAGGGCACGAGUCUAAAUUUAUUGAAAACAUUAUCGAAGAGAUUUCAGUACAAGUAUUAAAUCGUACCUAUUUGAAUGUGGCUAAGUAUCCUGUUGGAAUAGAGUCUCGUUCACGAGAUAUAUAUCAACUUUUUGGCGUUGGAGUAGAUGAUGUUCGCACGAUAGGUAUAUGUGGGAUUGCUGGAAUAGGCAAGUCAACAAUAGCCAAAGCAGUUUAUAAUUCAAUUGUCCAUACGUUUGAAGUUGGCUAUUUUUUGGAGAAUAUUCAAGACAAUUCAACAACACAUGGAGGGCCAAUCCAACCACAAGAGAUUUUUCCAUAUGAGAUUUUAGGGGGAAAGCAGAUGGAGGUCACCAAUGUUGAUGAACGAAUCAGCAUGAUAAGGGAAAUGUUGAGACACAAAAGGGUUCUCUUGAUUCUUGAUGAUGUGAAUCAAAUGGACGAGUUAAGCAAAUUAAUUGGAGGCUCUGAAUGGUUGGGCUUGGGUAGUAGAAUUAUCAUGACAACAAGAGAUAAACAUCUACUAACUUCUCAUCAAGUUAACCUUAUAUACGAGGUUAAGGAAUUAGAUUUUGAUGAAGCAUUCGAGCUCUUUAGUUGGAAUGCUUUCCGAAGAAGUAAACCUCCGGAUGAUUUUGCCAAACUCACAAUUACAAUAGUAAACUAUGCUCAGGGGCUUCCAUUAGGUCUCAUAAUUUUAGGAUCACUUCUAUGUGGUAAAACUAUAGAUCAAUGGAACACAAUUUUCGAUGGUUAUAAAAGAGCACCUAACUUGAAGAUUCAAGAAAUUCUUAAAAUAAGUUAUAAUGCACUGGAAGACUCAGUCAAAGAAGUAUUUCUUGACAUUGCAUGUUUCUUAAAUGGUAAAGAUAAGAACUAUGUGAUAAAAAUGUUGGAUAGUUGCCACUUCGACCCGGAAUAUGGUAUUGAAGUACUCAGAGAAAAGUCUCUGAUAUAUAUUAAUGAAAAUCAUGUUCAGAUGAUUGACUUGUUAGAAGAAAUGGGCAAAGAUAUAGUUCGUCAAGACUCUCUAUUAAAGCCUGAAAACCGUAGUAGAUUAUGGUUCUACAAGGAUGUUAACCAUGUUCUAAUGGAAAACACUGAUACAAAUAGACUGAAUUCAUUGAAAGACAUCGUGAUCAAGAUGCCCAGACCAAAUGAUUUAUACUUGUCUGCUAAAAGUUUCUCAAAGGCUACUUCAGCGGAUUGGGCCUUUUUACUCGUUGGUCUCUUCCUAGAGAUUUCUUCAGUAUUCGUUGACCAGGAAUCAUCUCCAAGUAAGCCCUUGUAUGCUUUCGUUGGUAUGCUAUUAGCAAUUGCAGCUCUACUCACUUGCAUAUGUGAGCUCAUUCACAAGGGUAUAAAGGAAAGAGUAGUGCUGAGGCGUUGUGGAAUGUUAUGGUGGUUUCAUUAUCCCCGUUCCCGUUAUGUACUUUUUGGUACCCUUCCCAAUUGUUUCGGAUUAGUUGGUGGCAUCUUUCAGUGCAUUUGCUCGACGAUUCAGUAUGUUUACUACAUUCGGUAUGGGAUGAGACCAUUGAACAAAAUGAUUAAGCAGAUUGCGAGAAAGCAAGAGAUGGUUCUUAAAGGAAAUGUUACUAUUGAAAGGAGUGAUAAGAGCUAA
Molecule: messenger RNA, 1635 nt
Organism: Rosa rugosa (rugosa rose)
Lineage: Eukaryota; Viridiplantae; Streptophyta; Magnoliopsida; Rosales; Rosaceae
Product: disease resistance protein RUN1-like
Exons: 6
Coding region: 1-1635 (544 amino acids)
Biological process (GO): defense response
Molecular function (GO): ATP hydrolysis activity; ADP binding
Source: RefSeq, a predicted model, not a curated record